AUGCAAAACGAUUGGAUUAAGUGCAUCAGACAGGAAAUAAAUGAUUUCAAUUGGCUUCCAUCAAAAAAUGCAAGAAUAUGCAGUGACCAUUUCUGUAAUAAAGAUUAUAAGGGUUAUGAUGGAGAAAGGAAGGUAAUGCUGAAGAAAGCAUUCCCAUGUUUUCAAUUGAAGGUAAUGAAGUUGUUCACAUCGGAAGAACUUGAUUGGCUGAAGAAGGAAUCACAAUCAGUUUCGGAAUGUUCAGUUGCCCAUGGAGGAGUUGAACCAGAAUAUGCAACAAAAUCGUGGCUGGUGGUGGCCAGCGCUCUCUUCCCAAACAGCUUCGAGAUUCAUCUGAAAAAGUAUCAGAUGGAAAAGAAAGCAAAAAAUGUCGCUGGAACAGCUAGGAGUUUUGAAGAAAUGUUUAUCCAUUUCCCAAAUAAGUUGAAAGUCUUUCAGGAAAUAAAAUUGAUGCUAGAUGGCAUUGUUGCUGCUGAUUGUGUGGCUGAUGAUUUUUUCCCAACUGCAACCACUACAACUUCAACUGCUGUUACUACUGCCAACGUUGAUCAUUACCAGUCCAUCGUGGUUGGUGGUAACGAUGUCAAAAUCAUCAAUUCAUCAAAAAGUCCUUCCAAUGAGAAUGAAUGUGGUAGUGUUAUUAAAGAUGUUAAUGAUGACGACGACGAUGAUGAUACGAGGGAGGUUGAUUUGGAUAGAAACUUUUCCACAAAAAAUAAUGAUGAAGAUGAUAGAAGAAAUAGAAAGAGAGAUCAUAAUGGAUUUUGUAAGGGGAAUUUUGGAGAUAGUGUGGCAAAACGAAAGUUCAUGAAAGAAGUGUUUGACAGUCUGUCAGUGCCGUUAAAACACAUCCUCCUACCUCACAUGUUUGAUGCAUUAGCGAAAACAUCAACAACGACAUCACCUACGAUAUCAUCAACGACACUAACAUCAUCAACAACCAUGUUGCAACAAUGCAAAUUGUUGGUCUAUGCUCUGGAUCAAAUGUUUACACAAUCAAAUUUGCCCGACAACAAGCUACUAGAACUCAAUAAUAACUUGCACGAGCAACUGACAGAUUGCAUAGAGAUGCUGCUUGCUGCCGAGAAAAGAGAAUACAAUCAGCAACCAAUCAAUCCAUACAGGGAAUAUUUGGUCUUGAAAGUGUUGCCCGUGAUGCUAAGGACCACCACUGAAGCUGUGGAAACGGACGAAUCAACCAUGUCAUACACCGGCUACUAUCCACCACACUCCACCCCUUACCAGACAUUCCUCUGGCUACACGUUGUCAUCAACUAUUACGCCUUACUUCUGCUGGGCAAAAAGGACUCGAGUACUCCUAACAAGUGCAUGUGCACUUAUAAGGACAUGACAGCUCUUUGCAUUAAGUUGGCGAGAUGGGCUGAAUGGGUAGAUGUUGAACUUAUCUUUAGGCGUCUAAGUUACAAAGACUGUAGGAUUGACGUGUUGAAUGAAAAGUUGCAAACCUUCACCCCCCUAGAGCAUUUCGAACAGUCGAAACUGAUGACAGCAUGCCUCAUCUGUUUUAUCGAGUACUUUUAUAAAUACUCAUCAUGUGUCUUCAGUGAUGUUUAUGCCGUAGCCGAUGUUGACGACUCUGCUCGUUUUGGCAAUGGUGGAUACUGUUUAGUAGAAUCACUAUCGAACUGCUAUGGAGACGUCAUUUCUCUGAUUGACGAUGACGAUGAGGUUGAUGUCGACGGUUGUGACGGUGACGUCAAUAUGAAGAACAAACACGCUUCUGGUAAUGAUGAUGAUGAUGAAGAAGAUGAUGAUGACGACGAUGACGAUGAUGAUUUCUCGUCAAAGAAACCGUGCCUGGAACUCUACAAAAGCCUAGACAUCGAGCAACUGAUAGACCAGAAAAUGAACAUAAAGUUUACUCCCUACAUGACCGAGCACUUCAAACGAGUCAUUGGCGCCAAAAGAGCAGACGGAUCCAGUGAUCCAGACAGAAGUUACAUAGAACAAUAUUUGACUGAAAACACUCUUGCCGAAGAAAAUGUUGAAAAAAAUGUUGACGAGAAUGUUGGGAAGGUGGGAAAGGUUGAAGCAGAGCGAGUUGCUGUGCAAAGUAAGAAGAGGAGCAUUGAGAAGGAUGGUGGGGGUGUCGUCGAUAAUUUCAAGAUGGCCGUGUCCAUUUGGGAGGUAUUGAACUCCAGUGCCAAUGCUGAGGUCUUUGAAAAAUUGUUCUCAGAAUGGAACAUCGAAAAAUCCUGGUGUACUCUGAAAUUGUUCAAAGAGAGAUACGUGGAAGCCCUGAAUUUGAUAAGCCUGCUGUUGUUCGAAACGAAUUCUAGGUCAGAUGUUAGCCCAGCCUAUGUGAACUUCACCAGCUCCCUGAAGCAGUGCGUCUCAUCGCUGCACAGACCACCACCACCACCAUCAACUUCUCAUCAACAUUUAUUUCAACACAAGGCGGCCACAACCACAAAAGCCCCAACAUCGACAACUCAAACAAAAAUCCCAAAAUUCACUCACAAGUCAACAAAAUUGGAGUUCAUGCAUCUCACAGAUGAGAAUGUGCUGUAUUACUGUGCCGAUAAGUUGCUAGGAAUAUUCAUUAACUGCUGGAAAACGACUGACGUUGUAACCGAUGACGUGAUUGGUCACAUGCUGGUCCUGCUCCAACACGAUUGGCGGAAGUAUGAACAACUGUUCAUGGAUAUUCGCAAGUGCAUUGAAAAGAAGGGAAGUUUUGCUUACACGCUCUUCAGUGAAUAUAUCACUCACGUUGAUAUCUUGGAGUACUUCGCUUAUUUAGCAUCUUUGGAAAGUCGAGUAUCUUUGUUUCUUAUUCCGAUUUCUACUCCCCAGACAUGUCGGGCAGUGACCAGAGGCGUGAACAAGAGCGGCAAGGACGACAUGAAGGAGAUGAUAAUGAAACGGCUGACCUUAACUUCCGCUGACCCCAGAGAUCACGUGAUGAGGUUCAUCAUCAAGGAAGCCGAUAGGUUGAAAGCAGCCAUUUGUAGUCCACUUUGAAUCUCUAUCUGACGAGAGUGAUGAUGAUUGCGAUGGUGAUGAUGAGGAUGAUGAUGAUGAUGAGAAUGAUGAUGAGAAUGAUGUGAUAACGACAGUUGCACACUUUAUUGCUAUUCUUGUGUAUUUAUUUAUCUAUCUUGAUUGUUCGUUUUCAUUCAGAUCAUUCAUUUACACCUUCUUACCUGAUAUACCGCAACUUAUACGAUGGUAAAUGUUUUCUGUCAAAUAUAUUAGUAAUUAUUACUCACGAUUGUGUAAUCAACGAAGAACUGAUUACAAACUUGAUGAAAAAUCUUAUAAACGCCACAAAACU
Molecule: messenger RNA, 3298 nt
Organism: Helobdella robusta
Lineage: Eukaryota; Metazoa; Annelida; Clitellata; Rhynchobdellida; Glossiphoniidae
Exons: 17
Coding region: 1-2985 (994 amino acids)
Biological process (GO): snRNA processing
Cellular component (GO): integrator complex
Source: RefSeq, a predicted model, not a curated record